Messenger RNA from Procambarus clarkii (red swamp crayfish), 1302 nucleotides. RefSeq names its product streptococcal hemagglutinin-like. The record is from RefSeq and is a predicted model, not a curated record. NCBI's taxonomy places the organism in Eukaryota, Metazoa, Arthropoda, Malacostraca, Decapoda, Cambaridae.
AUGGGCGGCCACACCAAGAUAAAGCACACAGCUACCAUGGGCGGCCACACCAAGAUAAAGCUCACAGCUACCAUGGGCGGCCACACCACGAUAAAGCUCACAGCUACCAUGGGCGGCCACACCAAGAUAAAGCUCACAGCUACCAUGGGCGGCCACACCAAGAUAAAGCUCACAGCUACCAUGGGCGGCCACACCAAGAUAAAGCUCACAGCUACCAUGGGAGGCCACACCAAGAUAAAGCUCACAGCUACCAUGGGCGGCCACACCACGAUAAAGCUCACAGCUACCAUGGGCGGCCACACCAAGAUAAAGCUCACAGCUACCAUGGGAGGCCACACCAAGAUAAAGCUCACAGCUACCAUGGGCGGCCACACCACAAUAAAGCUCACAGCUACCAUGGGCGGCCACACCAAGAUAAAGCUCACAGCUACCAUGGGCGGCCACACCAAGAUAAAGCUCACAGCUACCAUGGGAGGCCACACCAAGAUAAAGCUCACAGCUACCAUGGGAGGCCACACCAAGAUAAAGCUCACAGCUACCAUGGGAGGCCACACCAAGAAAAAGCUCACAGCUACCAUGGGAGGCCGCACCAAGAUAAAGCUCACAGCUACCAUGGGAGGCCACACCACGAUAAAGCUCACAGCUACCAUGAGCGGCCACACCAAGAUAAAGCUCACAGCUACCAUGGGAGGCCACACCAAGAUAAAGCUCACAGCUACCAUGGGCGGCCACACCAAGAUAAAGCUCACAGCUACCAUGGGCGGCCACACCAAGAUAAAGCUCACAGCUACCAUGGGAGGCCACACCAAGAUAAAGCUCACAGCUACCAUGGGAGGCCACACCAAGAUAAAGCUCACAGCUACCAUGGGAGGCCACACCAAGAUAAAGCUCACAGCUACCAUGGGCGGCCACACCAAGAUAAAGCUCACAGCUACCAUGGGCGGCCACACCAAGAUAAAGCUCACAGCUACCAUGGGAGGCCACACCAAGAUAAAGCUCACAGCUACCAGGGGGGGCCACACCAAGAUAAAGCUCACAGCUACCAUGGGAGGCCACACCAAGAUAAAGCUCACAGCUACCAUGGGCGGCCACACCAAGAUAAAGCUCACAGCUACCAUGGGAGGCCACACCACGAUAAAGCUCACAGCUACCAUGGGAGGCCACACCAAGAUAAAGCUCACAGCUACCAUGGGAGGCCCCACCAAGAUAAAGCUCACAGCUACCAUGGGAGGCCACACCAAGAUAAAGCUCACAGCUACCAGGGGGGGGGGGUGUGUGCAAUUAAGCGUAAUAGUUCCAUGA